AUGUUUCCAGUUCGCUUCCAAAAGGAAUCUUUUCGAAUUUUCUUGGUACUUUCAGAGCGUCUAAAUGAAACGGGUAUUGUAAAACGGGAGCGUUAUCAUGAAGAAGAGUUGGUUCAUCGUGGAGUGGAUCGAUUAGAAGCUGAACGACGACUUUUAAAUUGUCGUUUAGGAUCGUUUUUAGUUCGAGUGCGUGACAAUGGUAACCUUGCUCUGUCAAUUCGAGCUAACAAAGGCAUUUUACACAUCAAACUCGAGUUGCGCGACGACAGAUGGGUGUUGGGAGAGGGGCCUUCGUUCGGGUCGGUGUCAACAGUAGUCAGUUUUUAUCGUAGCCACGAGUUGCCAAUUCGUGGUGCCGAACGUAUGCUGCUCAGUUCGCCGUUGCUUGUGUCAUCCUCAUCCUCAUCACAGUCCUCGUUGUCAUCGGUCAAUUCACGUUCAUUUGUGUAA
Messenger RNA from Anisakis simplex (herring worm), 450 nucleotides. The record is from the annotation of a GenBank genome assembly. Lineage: Eukaryota; Metazoa; Nematoda; Chromadorea; Rhabditida; Anisakidae.